This is a messenger RNA of Fragaria vesca subsp. vesca, 707 nucleotides long. RefSeq lists its product as uncharacterized. The record is from RefSeq and is a predicted model, not a curated record. The coding region runs from base 111 to 632 and encodes 173 amino acids. NCBI's taxonomy places the organism in Eukaryota, Viridiplantae, Streptophyta, Magnoliopsida, Rosales, Rosaceae. The transcript has 3 exons. Gene Ontology annotation, molecular function: nucleic acid binding; zinc ion binding.
CGAAACUCGAAAGAGGCAAGAAUUAGAAACUAGGGCAAAUCAAUACCGAUCGUCUCUGUUGAUAGCUCAAAUGAAUGCUCACUCUCCCUAGAUUCUGAAACCUCUAAUGCAUGUUACAUUCCCAGAGAAGCAUCCCAACAAAUCGUCCUCUUCAACAACCGCUCAAAGCUAAUAUGGGCAAGCAAGAUACAACUAAAACAGGUGGAGCUACUUCUUCCACUACUGGGGUUCUACAUGAUGAGGAGGUGGCUAAGCUGUUUCAAGCCUUAAUACAAAUGGCCUCCCGCGAGCUUGAUGGCACAAACAGGACGCUGAAAUAUUUGAAGUUGCUCCUUAGUCUGUCACCCACGGAGUACACAGGAAAUCUUGAGAGUUCAUCGGAAGCGCUGGAUUGGCUACGAAGGGUAAAGAAAUGUUUCAAUGUUAUUGAUGUACCUGGAGACCUAAGAGUUGUGUUUGCUGCCUAUACUCUUACUGGAGCGGCUGACUACCGGUGGGAAUUUGUUGAAAGUACCAGGGAUGUGGAAUCCAUGACUUGGGAUGACUUUGAGCAGAUAUUUUUGAAUAGAGAGGGCGGAGCACUUUCAACGCGGGUUGAGGCCUUCCAUCCGGGUGGCUUUAUGUGGUUGUAAGUGUGAUACUUAUCAACAGGCGGUGGCAGCAGCACUGCAAGCAGAAAAAUCUGAAAAUAUUGACUAUAUGAGUGU